Chaetomium globosum CBS 148.51 is the source of this 1842-nucleotide messenger RNA. RefSeq lists its product as uncharacterized. The transcript has a single exon. NCBI's taxonomy places the organism in Eukaryota, Fungi, Ascomycota, Sordariomycetes, Sordariales, Chaetomiaceae. Gene Ontology annotation, biological process: ubiquitin-dependent protein catabolic process; establishment or maintenance of cell polarity. Bases 1 to 1842 code for a protein of 613 amino acids. The record is from RefSeq and is a predicted model, not a curated record. Gene Ontology annotation, cellular component: MUB1-RAD6-UBR2 ubiquitin ligase complex.
AUGAGGGAAGCCAACUUUAGCAUACCCAAUGUCAACAAGGCAUCCGUGGGCAUCACCACGGCCUUGUAUGACCGACGGGCCCUCGACUGCACCUCGACCCUCCCGUUGAUCAACUCUCUCAACCAUCUCGCCUACCUCACCACAUCUUCGGCUAGAAUCCGCGACAUCCUUACCGUCGAUGGCGGCAUUGAAAGGCUGGUCUGCAUCCUGAAAGAGGGGCGGAGCAAGGAUAUGAUGGAUAUGUGGAAGUGGAAUCUGGCUUUCCAAUGUGUCGUCAACAUCGGAGUUAGGGGCACUGAGGCCGUCCGGACCCGUGUCGUGGAGGCCGACAUGGUUCCGGUCAUAGCGACUAUUCUCGACAACUACAUCAAGGUCAUUGAGAAGGUCCGGGAAAAGGCAGAGGAAGCCAAGCAAAAGGACCAUCACCGCCACCGGAUAGGCGGGAGCAGUCGCGUGCACAAAUCAUCCAGCUUUUCCUCCCGAUCGGGGACACUGGAUGUGGACCAACGGACUUUCCGCAGGCAAGCGCCUCCCCCAUCCAUCGAUGUGUCUGCGGCCCUGGCCGGGCCGUCCACGGGGGUGGUUCAUUCUAAUGCCGACCCGACACCCACCGCUCCCCAAUUCCAGGUGACGCCUCCCGCCGACCGCGCUCCCUUGACCGCCCACCGCCACCACCGUCAUCGCGUUGCCUCUCCGGGGCCUCAGACCGCGCCGCUCGCCCCGAUUGUCCCGUCUAUGGAUGCUGCCGACGGCUUCGCUAGGCCCAUCAGAGACGCCGACCGUCUCGGCAGCAUGCUUCCGUUUUCCCGAUCCGCCAUCACCUCCCAGCCAGCUUCUCCUACAACUCCCCUCCCGCCCCCACAAAUUCGGUCUCCGACCGUGCGGCCCACCUCCAUGCUGGCUGCGACGGCUCGGUCUAGGAGGAGACCUUCAAUUCGCCAUCAACACUCGACGGCCGCCGAGCCCGAUGAUAUGAAUGCGGAGAGCAUCACCUCGGAAGACUCGCCAGACGCCGAGAUGUCCGGCACGAACGACAUGCAACCCGAGGUCAACGUCCAGGAUGUCGCGGUGGAAGAUGGAGACAGCAUCAUGGCAGGCGGGGCCAUUGACCUAACAACUCCAACCGCGUCCGAGGCCCAGGACACUGGCACUUUCAACAUCACACACCAGGGCCCGGUCGACGGCAGUGUUCCCACGAACACUACCCCGACGCCUGUGCCAAACAUUGGCUUGUCCCCAAACAGACCAACCCUGGUGACCCCGCCACAGCCAGCUAUGCCGAAUGCGAGCGUACCACGCUAUCUCCUCGAUCGCCAAGUCAGCCGUAACCCGCAAGUGCUUGCCGCUAUGCCGCGGGAAGAAGACGUCUUGAUGUCUUUACAACUUCUUGCAUACGUUUCCAAAUACUGCAACUUAAGGAAAUAUUUUCAGAGGAGCCAUCUCGUCCCCAAGCUCAAGAUUGGGAAAGAGAUCCAGCUUUUGGAUGGCGCCGACCCUGCCGCCCUGGAGGCCGAACUGGAGCAGGACGACGAAGCCCUCGAGGAGGAGUACUGCCUACCCAACGACUUAAACAUCUUCCCGCUGGUGGAGAAGUUCACUGUCAGGUAUCACAGCACCGACAUGCAAUAUUGGGCGGGGGUGGUUAUGAGGAACCUGUGCCGCAAGGACGACACGCGGGGGGGGAUCCGGCAGUGCGCCUACUACCAAUGUGGCAAGUGGGAGGAGUUCACCCGCCAGUUCGCAAAGUGCCGCCGCUGCCGCCGAACCAAGUACUGCAGCAAGGAGUGCCAGAAGAGCGCCUGGGCGUUCCAUCGCCACUGGUGCAUCGCCGCCACGCAAUGA